Peronospora matthiolae is the source of this 279-nucleotide messenger RNA. NCBI's taxonomy places the organism in Eukaryota, Oomycota, Peronosporomycetes, Peronosporales, Peronosporaceae. The record is from the annotation of a GenBank genome assembly.
AUGGACCGACCUGGGCACCUUUUGGAAGAUAAUGCUCUAGCCAACUAUCUUGGUUUCGAGGAUGUGGGCUUUGACAGUGGUAGUGAUACCAAAACCGAGGGGGAGGAGCGAUCCAAACUCAGCACACCUGUGCGUGGGGAUAUUCCCCAUACGGCACCUAAUCCGUUCCCCGAACGUAGUGCCGCGACUGCGCUAACAGCGCUGGGAGCAAUGUCCCCCAUGGAUACAUCCGUUAUCACUAACCCGCUCGACGAGGAGCAACAACGCAUGCUUGAUUAA